This is a messenger RNA of Exaiptasia diaphana, 1441 nucleotides long. Its product is annotated as neuronal acetylcholine receptor subunit beta-3. The transcript is spliced from 7 exons. Gene Ontology annotation, biological process: monoatomic ion transmembrane transport; signal transduction; nervous system process. Gene Ontology annotation, cellular component: membrane; synapse; neuron projection. NCBI's taxonomy places the organism in Eukaryota, Metazoa, Cnidaria, Anthozoa, Actiniaria, Aiptasiidae. The record is from RefSeq and is a predicted model, not a curated record. The coding region runs from base 89 to 1441 and encodes 450 amino acids. Gene Ontology annotation, molecular function: extracellular ligand-gated monoatomic ion channel activity; transmembrane signaling receptor activity; neurotransmitter receptor activity.
GGUGAGUGAAGGCAACAGCGUGGCGAACAUCUUUGAAAUCCGUCAUAAAAACAUUGUCAGCAAAACCAAAAGUCGUCGAGGAGCAAACAUGUUUCUYAACUUGGUCAGCAUUGCAGUGAUUUUUUUUGUGACCAUGAACUCCUCAGAAGGCUUAUCGAACACUUCUUACGAACACCAAUUAAGAGCCCUGAUUCUAGAUAAUUACGACAAGGUCGUUCGUCCAGAAGUCAGGGGCAAUUCUAGAAUACCUAUUACUAUCUUCUUUGGACUCAAACUGAAUAAGCUGGCCAAAGUGAGCAUCAAAGAAGAAAUUAUUACAGUGGACACAUUUGUUAUUAUGAAAUGGAACAACACAUUUAUCACAUGGGAUAAGAACAAAUAUGGAAAAGUUGACAAGAUCAGCUUUUUACCAUCUGAGAUUUGGUUUCCUGAUAUUUCUCUUAUCAACAACGCCGAUAGCACAACACGCAAAGCAGGAGGGCCGACUUUUUUCUCGUCUCUUAUGGUUGUGAGCAACACAGGGGAAUGUGUUUGGAGUGGUCCUGCGACAUUCACAGCAAGCUGCAGUAUGACGCUCAAUUCCUGGCCCUUUGAUGACCAGAUAUGUACCUUGACAUUCGGCUCAGUUGUAUAUGGAAAACACUUGCUCACAAUCAAGCCAUUCGAAACCAAAAGUCCUAAAGGAGAAAAUUUCGAAGACAGUGGAAACUGGAAAGUAAGCUCGGUGGUAAAGGUUGGCCUUCAAGAAACCAGCUUCGGAAACUGUUGUCCUUUCAAUUUCAGUCAAAUCACUUUUAGCAUAGACAUGGGGCGUCGAUUUGAAUAUCAUCUCUUCUACAUGGUCGCACCAAUUUUUUCUCUUUCCUUGUUAACCCUUGUUAGCUUCUGGAUCCCGUCAGAGAGUGGGGAGAGRAUCGGUUUUGUCACCACACUCCUUCUUGGUAUGAUGGUGUUCUUGCUGAUUGUUCCAGAUUCUCUUCCCGAGUCCUCGCAGUCCAUUCCAAUUUUAGGCAUUCUUAUGAUGUGUACGAUGGUUGURAUUGCCUUAGCACUUUUGGCCACUAUUUUUGUUUUAAGAUGUUACCACUCCACAGGAAGCCCGCCUCGCUGUUUUCAGUGCUGGAUGAAGCGCUCCAAAUCGAGAAAAACGGAACCUUCGGAAUUCGUCGAGAGCUCGAAAUCUUCCCAAAAUGAUAUAAAGUUGAGAGCMGUUCAGCCAAAAGUAGAGUUGYCAGAAGAGGCAUCUUACAAAUCGAGUGCCGAGGACGAUAGUCCUUGGUCUACAUUCUCCGAGAAGUUUGACAAAAUCUUCUUCUGGUUGUUUUUCAUUGUUAUUGUUUCCCCUAAUAUUGGGGAUCGUGAUCAACCGCCAUUUUUGAAAGUCGUGUACAAGGAAAUGAUGCUGUAUCCCACAUCGAUAACGCGUAGAAGAAAGUACUAA